AUGGCGGACGCCUCUUCCUCUUCCUCCGCAUCGGAGAUCACCAUCACGGUCAAGGGCCCAUCCGAGCUCAAGCUCUCGAUCCCCAUCGACCCCUCCAAGACCAUUGGCGACCUCAAGGAGGCCGUCGCCGCCAAGUCGGACGUGCCCAAGGACAGCCAGCGUCUGAUCUACUCUGGCAAGGUGCUCAAGGACGAGGAGACUAUCACGAGCUACAAGAUCCAGAACGGCCACACCAUCCACAUGGUCAAGUCGAACAAGCCGCCUGCCGCCCAGGCCGCCGCUGCCCAGGCGCCCAGGCUGCCCCAGAACAUGGGAACCGGUCUUGCCGCGGGCAAUGUCGUUGACGGUGUCGAGAACUACCACCACGGCAUGGCUGGCUUCAACCCGUUCCAGGGCAUGGGUGUUGGUAACCUCAACGACCCCAACGCUAUGAUGGGCCUCAUGGACAACCCGGACUUUAUGCGACAGAUGAGCGACCUGAUGGCGCGUCCCGAGGUCCUUGACCAGAUCAUCGCCUCCAACCCCCAGCUCCAGGCCAUGGGCCCACAAGUCCGCCAGAUGAUGCAGAGCCCCUUCUUCCGCGAGAUGAUGAGCAACCCAGAGACGCUCCGCCGGAUGAUGCAGAUGCAGCAGGCCAUGGGUGGCCCCGGCGGCAUGGCUGGUAUGGGUGGUAUGGGUGGUAUGGGCGGCAUGGGCGGCUUCCCUGGCAUGUUCGGCGGUGCUGCUCCCGGUGCUGCUGGUGCUGGCGCCGCCGCCGCUCCCGGCGCCGAGACCGGUCCCACCAACCUCUUCGCCCAGGCCGCAGGCGCGACCGGCGCGCCCCCCGCCGCACCCCGUGCCGCCACUGGAGCGACCCCGGCAGCUGGCGACGCCGCAGCUGCCGCGGCCGCCAACCCCUGGGCCUCGAUGUUCGGCGGUGCGGGCGCGGGCGGCGCUGGCGCCGGCGCGUUCCCAUUCGGCAUGGACCCGUCGAUGAUGUUUGGCGGCGGCUCGCCGUUCGGCGGAGCUCCCGCCGCUGCUGCGGCGCCGCGCGACACCCGGCCCCCCGAGGAGAUCUACGCUACGCAGCUGGGCCAGCUGAGCGCCAUGGGCCUGUGGGACUCGGCCAAGAACAUCCGCGCCCUCCGCUCGACGGGCGGAAACGUCGAGGCGGCCAUCGAGCUCCUCUUCUCGGGCCAGCUCGACAACCCCCAGUAG
Messenger RNA from Apiotrichum porosum, 1197 nucleotides. RefSeq lists its product as uncharacterized. Gene Ontology annotation, cellular component: cytosol. The transcript is spliced from 7 exons. NCBI's taxonomy places the organism in Eukaryota, Fungi, Basidiomycota, Tremellomycetes, Trichosporonales, Trichosporonaceae. Gene Ontology annotation, biological process: ubiquitin-dependent protein catabolic process. Gene Ontology annotation, molecular function: polyubiquitin modification-dependent protein binding. The record is from RefSeq and is a predicted model, not a curated record. Bases 1 to 1197 code for a protein of 398 amino acids.